GCAUCCUGCUGUGAGCUUGUGAAAACAAAAUAAUACCAGAGAAUGUCUGUCUAAUGUCCACUUUUUGCUGAUACGCUUCGGGUUGUCGUAAGUUAUAAUACUAGACAUUGUGUUGCACGUUUAUUUGUAACGUUAGUGGACUAGUGGAGUGCAUCAGCCAACGUGUGAAUACAUCGCCAACAAGAGCGGCAGGUGGUCAUCCAUCAAGAUGAUGCGUUACUGGGGGGAGAUCCCAGCUGUGUCUGCGCCUCCUGGCCGCAGCUCCUUCGAUUUGCUGCAGCGGGAGUUCCGUCAGGUGGAGAUGCAGGACCCGCCCCUGCACCAGCCGUCCGCCCCGCGCCCUCGGCCCACCACCAUGCUCGACGUGCCCUCGGAGCCCUGCAGCCUCACCAUCCACACCGUCCAGCUCUGCCAGCAUGUCCGCCGCCUCCGCAGUCUUCUGGCCGCGGCCCAGCAAGGCCAGCAGCCACUCGCGUCCUCUACAGCCGACGUUCAGAGCAAUUUCAAAACGGAGGAGGGAGAGCCGCUACCUCCGAGACCUCCCACACCAACCAUGCCAGAUGACCUGCUGCCCCCAGACAGUAAGGUCCCAAGCCUGCCUUUCCAGCUUCGGCACAGCAACCCAGAAAGCGACUUCUACAAGGGGAAAGGGGAGCCAGUGACAGAGCUUAGCUGGCCAUCCUGUCGGCAGCUUCUGUACCAGUCUGUGGCUACAGUCCUGGCUCACGCCGGCUUUGAGUUGGCCCACGAGAGUGUGCUGGAGACCCUCACAGACCUGGUGCACGAGCACUACCAGCGGCUGAGCUGGCUGCUCCGUGUUGCCGUGGACCGGGAGGCCCAGCUGGGCGCCACCCCGUUCCCUGACGUGGUGGAGCAGGUGUUCCAUGAGGUGGGCAUCGGCAGCGUGUUGGCACUGCAGCGCUUCUGGCAGAGCCGCAUCAAGGACUACCACAGCUACAUGGUUCAGGUCAGCAAAGAGCUUUCAGAAGAGUAUGAAAGAGUAGUAAAUCCAGAGAAGGCUCUAGAAGACUCCAAACCCAUGCGAGUCAAGGACGAACCAAUGAGUGACAUUCCCUUCCCUGUGAGUGAGGAGCCCGAGGCUGACUUGGCGUCCGGUGACCAGGCCCUGCCCAUUGGGGUGCUGGGUACCUCCAGCGAGAGAAUGGCUGGAGGACUUGAUUCAGAGAAUUCUCCUCAUGUCUCAGGUGCGGCAGUCACCAACUCCCCCUUGUGGCACCUCCCUCAAGUCAAGAUGGAACCGCAGGAUGGAGAGGAGGCCCAGGUGUCGGGGCCUCUGGGAAGUGAUGUCUUUGAGGAAGGGCCCAUGUCCACCAUGAGUGAAGCUGGAAUAGCGCCAUCCCCUGGUGGAGCCUCAGACGGCAGCUACGGUUCCCACUCGCCAGACUCGCUGAUUGGCAGCUCGCCUGUUUUUAACCAGAGAUUUAAAAAGCGCAGGAAGAUGUAAUGGAGGCUUAAUAGAGCAUCUAGGACAUUUCAUUUCAUACAUAACUGUUAAAAAUGACACUCACUUACUUCCUUCACUUUAAAAUGCACCUCCUUGUUUUCUAUGUAAAUAUGUGUUUUUCAUCUGUCUGCUUCAAUAAUGGAAGGUGCUGAGUCAUUUCUUGGGGUUUGAAGACAAAUCAGUGUGUAGUGGACUGCAGCAUUGAUUUAUCUGUUAUAUUACAGGUACACAACAUACAUAUUAUAUUACUUUUUUUUAUCAAAAAGAUAUUCUCCCAGGGACAAAAAAAAGACAAAAAGAAGAAGAAAUGGGAAGGAAAAAAGUAUGGCUUGUCUCCUGUUGUGUAUUUUAAUAAAAUAUGUCCAU
Sardina pilchardus (European sardine) is the source of this 1831-nucleotide messenger RNA. RefSeq names its product SPT7 like, STAGA complex subunit gamma (gene supt7l). NCBI's taxonomy places the organism in Eukaryota, Metazoa, Chordata, Actinopteri, Clupeiformes, Clupeidae. The transcript has 5 exons. Bases 209 to 1465 code for a protein of 418 amino acids. Gene Ontology annotation, cellular component: SAGA complex. Gene Ontology annotation, molecular function: transcription coactivator activity; protein heterodimerization activity. The record is from RefSeq and is a predicted model, not a curated record.